This is a messenger RNA of Argentina anserina (silverweed cinquefoil), 983 nucleotides long. RefSeq lists its product as uncharacterized. The record is from RefSeq and is a predicted model, not a curated record. Gene Ontology annotation, cellular component: nuclear speck; cytoplasm. The transcript is spliced from 3 exons. Gene Ontology annotation, molecular function: nuclear import signal receptor activity. Gene Ontology annotation, biological process: maintenance of protein location in nucleus; response to red or far red light. The coding region runs from base 118 to 891 and encodes 257 amino acids. Lineage: Eukaryota; Viridiplantae; Streptophyta; Magnoliopsida; Rosales; Rosaceae.
AAAUCUUAAAAAGCGAGCCUAACAUUCAUUGGUGUGGGCUCUGUAUAAAUAGCAAUCCUCGGAGCUAGACUUUGGUCUUUCAUCAUUGUUGAGCUGAGUUGAGUUCCUUUCGAGUUCAUGGAGAUGGAUGCCGAGUUUAAACACAGCCCGACUGAGAUUUUCAGCUACCCUCUGGUUGAAGUUGGAAAGACAGUCAAGAAAAGAAAAUUACUGGCCGAGCAAUUGGGCUUGCCUACACCCAAGCAUAAAUGCUGGGACCUGAAUUUCUCUUCAGAUGAAUAUGUCUCCAUGUUUGAUGAAAUUCCUGUUGAAGUACAGAACAUGGAGACAGGCAUAGCCAAGGGAAAAAUAGUAGGAGGAUAUGUCGAUGUCGGGUCUGGACAUGGAUCAGGAAGAGGUAGCAAAAGUUUUGCAGGAGAUUAUUGUAAUUCUGCAAUUUCAGUUAACAGAGAAGCUGAACUGAACCCUGCAUGUGCCAAGAGCAUAUGUGAUAGGCCUUCCACUUCAUCUGUGAAUUGCAAUGUCAAUACUUUUAAAGACACCGAGAGCAGUUUGGACAGUGUGUCAGCUAUGGAAGCAAAUUAUGGCGAAGCGGAACUAGAAUUCGUGAAUGGAGAAAUGCAUAAACAACCUAUCCAGAACCUCAAUCAGCAGGUCCAAGAUUUUGGAGGUGAGGCAGAUUAUAUCUGCUCAGAAUACGGAGACCACUCCAUUGAGGAAUGUACAGAUAAGGAGGUUGAAGACAUUAUCUACUCCGAUUGUUUGAACCCUCAUGCAUACAUACUUUCAUCAGGAAGGUGGAGUGUUAAUCAAGAGGCUCAAUCAGGCGGCACCAGGAAGCCAACCAUUGAUCAAGAAUUCGAGCAGUACUUUUCAUCACUUAUGCUGUAGCGCUCAUUGCACGGAAGUGAGCAUAAACUGUGUAUAGUUUAUUAUAUAGAUGAAUUUAUGUUGUAACUUGUGCUUGAAUAAUGUAACCAAUC